Myxocyprinus asiaticus (Chinese sucker) is the source of this 4125-nucleotide messenger RNA. Its product is annotated as ankyrin repeat and SAM domain-containing protein 4B-like. The record is from RefSeq and is a predicted model, not a curated record. Gene Ontology annotation, molecular function: protein binding. The transcript has 2 exons. The coding region runs from base 100 to 1371 and encodes 423 amino acids. NCBI's taxonomy places the organism in Eukaryota, Metazoa, Chordata, Actinopteri, Cypriniformes, Catostomidae.
GAAAGAGAAACAGAGCUCUUCAAAGAUGUUCCUGUAAUGUUUCAUAUUAAACAUUUUAUUUGUUUAUUUUGCUCUGCGUAGAAAAAGGUUAUUACAACAAUGUCAAGAUAUCACAAAGCGGCCAUUGAUGGCUAUUUGGAUCUUUUGAAAGAAGCCACAAGAAAAGAUCUGAACACCCCAGACGAGGAUGGCAUGACACCGACUCUCUGGGCAGCUUAUCAUGGACACAUUGAGGCUCUUCAACUGAUAUGUAGCAGAGGGGGGGAUCCAAACAAAAGUGACAUAUGGGGGAACACGCCCUUACAUCACGCUGCUGCAAACGGUCACAUGCAGAUCCUCAGCUUCCUGGUCAACUUUGGAGCUAACCUCUUCGCUCUGGACAAUGAUUUCCAUACUCCUAUGGACGUCGCUGCAUCUCGAGACCAUAUGAACUGCGUUAGUUUCCUAGACAGCGCUGCCUCCCAACAAACAAGCCAGAACGCCAAAAAGGUGUUACGUCUGAAAGAGCAGGCUACCAAAGAUGCAGAACGUAGAGUCAAGCAAUGCGAACGGGUGAAGAAGAGGCAUCAAAGUAAGAUGGACAAGAUGUACCGUGGCGGCUCUGUCUCGGAGGCCAGUCUCGCCUCAUCCAGUAUGGGCACAAUAAACAGCGUGACAGGGGAACAAUUCUCAAAACUCAUUGCCGCAGACACCAACGGGUCUGUUAAGUCAACGAUAAAGGGAACCCUCCAACGCAAGUUUGGGAAAAAGGACAAAGGGACAAUGAGUAGACAGGGGGACAGCAAUGUAAUUUUUGUCAAACAAGAUGGUGGCUCUCAAGGGAAGCCUGAUUUUAUUGACGUCUUCAAUGAGCAGGAUGAAAACGAGGACGAAGAUGGCGAGAGAGGUUUCGACAGCGACGAAGAGGGAGCAAGUCAGGUGAAAUCUAUCUUUGAAAGACCUGGCCUUGGUAAAAUGGUCUUCCGCAAGAACUUCUCCAUGGAGAUGGGCAUUGAACCAGAAGACCUUCCAAGUGGUGAUACAGAAGACCUUGGGUUCCUCAUCCGGCAAGAGGUGUUUGAGACUGUGAACGUAGGAUCGGAGGGUUUUGAGGAGGAUUCAGAACUUCCUUGGAAUGAAGAGGAGAUUGGUCUGGAUGAGGAAGAUGAGACAUCACCCUUGGAUUCAUUCUUGGCAUCCAUCAGCUUGUUGGACUUUGCUCCUGUGUUCACCCGUGAGCAGCUGGAUCUUGAAGCCCUAAUGCUCUGCUCAGAUGAUGAUCUCAAAAGCAUCCGUAUCCAACUGGGGCCACGCAAAAAGAUUCUAGAAGCAGCAGCUCGCAGGAAGGCUGUCCUGGAGCAGUCUAGUGUUAUGAACGAUAGCUUCCUUUAAGAAACAAAAUAUUGCAUGUUUUUUUCAGUUUGGACUUAGUUUAGUUCUGAUUCGCUUGUUUCUAUCAUAGCUCACUUUCUAUGAUUUGAAUGAUUACAGUGCUUGCAAUUCUUCUUCUUAAAAGUUAUAAUCCACCCAAAAAGAAAAAUUCUUUCAUCAUUUACAGUACACACCCUGUCUUGUAUGACUUUUAUUUUUCCAUGAAACACAAAUGGAGAUAUUUACAGAAAUCCAAGCUGUUCAUUGUGAUUUUUUUGAUAUUUUUAUACAACAGUUAAAAAAAUAGUUAUAAAAAUUUAAAUUAUGUUUCAGACAAACAUUGGUCAGUUCGUUCGUAGAUCUUUUCUCUGCCAGCUAAAAUAGUUUCAAAAGAAGACAAAACAUAAAGCAAAUCCACUCUCUGCACUGCUCUCAUACUCUGGUUUUGAACUAGUUGUGUUUAGUUAAUUAAUACGAAUCUGUGUUUUUAAAUGAACCUUUUAAGGAAACAAAUCAUUCUCAUUCACUUCCAUUGUUUUGCUCAUGAAGACUGUGUUGUUUAAUGAAUCACUUGAAUCGGUGAGCACGUUUACAUGCAUGUUCUUACACCAUUUAUGCUUAAUAAGCCUUCAACGAAUGCGGUCAUGUAAAUGCAAUAAACCGCGUUCCUUUAUCAGCAUAAAGGCCAUAAAUGGCUUAUAAAUAACCCAAUUGACACGGGUAGAUUUUUGCCCAUUACGCCAAUUUCACGUGCCAUGUAAACAUCUUACCUGGUGUUCUUACCGGCUCAUCCACUGUGUGCACAUAUUGAGUGCAUGCCUCAUCACGGUUUGAUGUCAAAAGUAGAGAAUAACGCGAUUAUUUCAAAUGUCAUUUCUUGUCUUGUCAGAUUUUUUAAAUAAGCUGAUUUUAGAGAGUAAUUAGCAUAUUGGUGUGCAUGUAAACAAGCUCAAUGACUAUAUGACUCACUCAUAACAUAAAAGAGGCUUAUUUGUCUCCACCUACUGGCAUAAAGAUGUCAUUUACAGAAAUGUAAGGUAUUACUAAAUGAAUAAGUGAACUAAAUCAAAAUGAACAAUUAAUCAAAAUCCCCACCACUAUUUGCAAAGCCAUGAACACAGACAAGACAGAGUGAUAGAAAUAGUGAAGCAUCCCAUUGCUGUUAUACUGAAUAUCAGCACUCUUGCAAAGCUUCUUGGCCUAUCAGAUUCAAGGACUGGAACUGCUGUUUAAAAUGGAAGUAGAUGAGGACUAGGGGCUUGAAAAAACUUGAAAAAGGACAAAAAAGCACCAUAUAAGUAGUCCAUAUGAUUUGUGUGCUACGUUCCAAUUCUUCUAAAGCCUUACCAUAGCCUUUUGUGAGAAACAAACCCAAAGUUAAUUUAUUGUUUACUUGCUCAAAAAUCUUGCUUGACAUAAUUUUCAAUUUUACGAGAACUGUCCCUUUAAGGCACAGACUUUGUCAAGGCUCAAGCUUUUGUUUUGUAGAUAAUUUCAGUCUUAAACCUUGUCCUAACCAGACGCGAUGCAAUAAGAUUCCAGCGACAAGCAAUCUGUCUGUCCACACUAGACGUGACGCGACAUCGUAAUAUUCAUACACUAAAAUUAGGAUAAUUGACAAUAAAAUUUUGAAAUCACAGCAAUUACAGACAGAACAGUCUGUUUAUUGAACGAAACUCAUUUUCUCACUGAAGCUGCAUAUGAGCAUACGCUUUCUAUGGUGUCAUAGAAAGUAUCUUUAUGUAUAAGGGGUGGGUGUAGGGAUGGUCUUUAGGGUUAAGAACCAAUCAGGUAGUGGGUAGUACGAAUCUGGCAGGAAGUCAAAUUUUGGCACAACACUGGCUUUAAUAUACUGUUAUAAGAGUAGUUUUAGACCUAUUUGUUGAUUGGGCUGCCUGACACAAAAUAGAAAUAGAAACCAAUUAAAAAAUAGAAUGCAAUCGCGUGUCGGGUGUCGCGGCUGGUUAGGAUUUUUUGUUUUAUUAAUAUGGAAAAGAUACCUUUUAUCGCAUGUUGCGUCUGAUUAGAGCACAGUGUUACUAUUGGUAUUCUAUCUAUUUUAGUUUUUUAUGAACUUAUACGGCGUAAGAUUUUAGAAAAUCAACGAACAUUUCCCUGACUUACAUUGCAAGAAUUAAAAAUACAAACAAGGAUGGCAUUUAUAUAUAUAUAUAUAUAUAUAUAUUUACACAAAUGAUUGCAAUUGGUCUUCAUUCUUGCAUGUGUUUGUAUACUAAAAUGAGAUUGGUCUUUUAUUUUCAUCUGUUUGUCACUCUACAGUAUAUUGCAUUUUACUAUCAAUAUUUCUUUCUUUCUCUCCCUUUCUACCUCUAUUUGUAUUUGGGUUUAAAAAUCUUACAUUCUUUUUCUGGCUUGCAAAAAAUUGUAUUUCCUUCAGUAAAUGUAAAUCUAGUUUUACAAAAUACACUAGUGAAAAGAUAUUAUUCAUGAGGUUAUAAGUGAAAUAAGUUUAAAUAAAAAUAAAAAAUAAAAAGACUUCAGCUUUUGUUUGCUGAAUAUAUAUGACACCGGUUAUGUUUAAUGUUUAGAAUUGUGUUUUUUGGCCUAUAGAUUAAAUCACGUAAUCAAUCAGUCAGUUCAUAUAUCACCCUCAUGGGAUGCACUAUAUGACGAUAUGUAUGGUUUGUUAUUUAAAGGAAUUCCUGAACACUUUCUGUAAUUAGGCUCUAUAUUUUUAUGUCAGUCAACGUAUAGCCUAUAUUUGUAUAUACAAUUUUUCAAUAUUUUUGCAAUAAAUCAGUAUAUUGAAAUGUA